CAGCAGUCACACUUCCCCUUUAAACACAUCUUGGCUGUAUAAAAGCGGCAGGACGGAUGUGUGAGGCCACAGUGGACUCCUAACUGGACGUCGGCGGACCAGCCAGCAUCAAGGAGAGAAGACUACAGUUUGUUACAGUCUGCAUAAAUGGAGACCAUGAAGAGCGCCAGGAAGAAUGAUGCAGGAGAAGUUGGCAGUGAUUUAUCAGAGCAGAUUAAAGCAGCCACAAAGGACAAUCACGUCAGAGCUGAAAACACAAAGCUGAUGCUGAGUUACCAGAAGGGACAGAUCACCCUGCAGCAGUAUAAGGUCCUGCUGUGUUCCCUCUAUGAGAUCUACAAAGCCCUAGAAGAAGAACUGGACAGAAAUUCCUUCCAUCCAGCUGUUGCACCGAUUUACUUCCCUCAAGAGCUUGCCCGUCUGGAGUCUCUCGAGGGAGAUCUGGAGCAUUUCUUUGGCUCGGACUGGAGGAAGAGGGUGGUUGUUCCCGCAGCGACACACAGAUAUGAACAGAGACUGCGAAAGAUUGGCAAAGAGAGCCCAGAGCUGCUGGUGGCCCACGCCUACACUCGUUAUCUCGGUGAUCUGUCUGGAGGUCAAGUGCUGGGGAAAAUUACCCAGAAAUCUCUCGGGCUGAACGGCAAAGAAGGACUUUCGUUCUUUUCCUUCCCCGGUGUGACCAGCCCGAACCGCUUCAAGCAGCUGUACAGGAGCAGGAUGAACAGCAUCGAGCUGACGGAGGAACAGAAGGCGGCUGUGCUGGAGGAGGCCGUCAACGCCUUCGAGUUCAACAUCCAGGUUUUUGAUGACUUGCAGAAAAUGCUGAGUGUCACAACAGAAACGGACCAAUCAGAAGGCAGCCUUGUCAAAACUUCCAUGUUCCCAUCGUCACCCAUCAUGCAGUUCACCGUGGGAUUGUGUGUCGCACUGACCACCAUUGGAAUGGGAUUAUACGCCUUGUAGGCUUUAACAAGCACUUAGAAUUGAUUUGCACUUACAGCACUUUACUGAUCACCUAAUGCAAAGAAUGAAAUCAAUAGUGAAAUCUGUGUCUCACCUUCAAACUAUAAGAUCACAGUUGAAACAGUGAUUCUCUCACAUUGUUGUCAUUUGUAAGAACUUGAUUAAAAAAAAAAAAGCUCUG
Scatophagus argus is the source of this 1144-nucleotide messenger RNA. It is a transcript of the gene hmox1a, whose product is annotated as heme oxygenase 1a. Gene Ontology annotation, biological process: heme oxidation; response to oxidative stress; heme catabolic process. The transcript has 6 exons. The coding region runs from base 148 to 963 and encodes 271 amino acids. NCBI's taxonomy places the organism in Eukaryota, Metazoa, Chordata, Actinopteri, Scatophagidae. The record is from RefSeq and is a predicted model, not a curated record. Gene Ontology annotation, molecular function: heme binding; heme oxygenase (decyclizing) activity.